AUGCAUGUGAUUUUUCUUCUUGGUUACUGGCUUGAGGCAGAUACAGGAGACCAAUCCACAAAGAUGCAAAGCCCACUCAUGAAUUUUAGCAUUUUGGUCGUCGAUGAUUGCUCUACUUCACUUUCCAUUGUUGCUGCGAUUCUUGGAGCUUGGAGCUAUCAAGUUGUGACCGCAAAACACCCCCUCUAUGCUUUAUCCAUUCUUCGAGCAAGAAAGUGUUCUUUUGACCUUGUCAUGACUGAUUAUCACAUGCCCGACAUGAAUGGUCUCGAGCUACAAAGGCAUGUCCGAGAAGAAUUUGAUCUGCCGGUGAUCGUCAUGUCGGGGGAUGAUCGACAAUCGGUGAUAUUAAAGAGUUUAGAGGCAGGAGCCUCCCUCUAUAUUGUGAAACCGGUGAGGCCGGAUGAUCUGAAAAAUAUUUGGCAAUAUUGUAUUGCAAGAAAAAAGGGAAAAGCAGUUGUCAUUGAGGAAGGAGCUGCAAGUGCCUCAAUUGGUGCAUCACUAUAUCAGAGAAUUAUACAUGAAGGUUUUAAUAUUCCUGCCCAACCCUUGACUUUGGAAAAGGAAGGCAGUACACAAGAUCCAAAUGGGAAGAAAAGGAGCAGGGACGACGACGAAAAUGAUGGAGGAAUUGAUUACUCAAUGACCCCUCCAAGAAAAUCAAAGGUGGUUUGGACAACUGGGCUUCACGAUCUAUUUUUGCAUGCUAUCAACUACAUAGGACUGGACAAAGCUGUUCCCAAAAGGAUUCUUGAGUUCAUGAACAUCCCUGGAUUAACUAGAGAGAACAUAGCCAGCCAUUUGCAGAAGUAUCGCAUAUUCUUGAAGAAAGUUGCAGUUGGAGAUAAUGGCACAGUCGCACCAGGAGCAAGAGCAAGGAACUCUUCCAGAGAAGCCCAAAGUUCAAGCUCAACAUCGCACCAUCGGCCUCGAUGGUCGGCCAGGAACGAUGUCCAACAUCAAAUGCCUCCUGAUAGUUUUCCAAGGAGGCAUCCCCAGCCGCCCCUUCCUGAAAUAAGGCCCCGAGUGAGUACCCAGGCACUCAAUGGCCACAACAGCAGUGCCACAUCAGUACGAUUUCCUCCUCAAGAUGCCUCAGGUGUCGGCCUUUCCAUCUUUAAGGAUCCAAUGUUUGGUAAUUCCAGUGUCCACAACAACCCCUAUCCAACCAAUGCCUCGAGUUUGCAAGUGAUUAGGCCCAACACUGGAGGUCUUUCCAUACCGAAGGAUCCAAUGUUCGCCAACUCCAGUGUCAAUGUCAAUCCUUAUCGAACCUAUGCCUCAACUUCGCAAGCGAUCCUGCCCAACGCCAGAGGACCAAGGAACAUACAAAUUUCAUCUUUCGGCCCUACAAAUGUCAUAACAGGCCUCGCAAUUGCCCAGCAAGUGUACCCUCCACAGAAUCAUUCUUCAAGUUCAGGUGCUUUCAUGCCUAGCUCGAGCAACAUUGCUCAUUACCCUUCUGUCAAUUCAAACCCCACCAAUACCAACUUCUGUGGUACUCAGAUGACUGGAGGUGGUGGAAAUACGCUUGAUGGUAAUAAGGGGUUCAUGAGUCCCAUUGGCUAUGAUAAUUUUGGGACUUCCUCAUCAAAUUUUGGGGAAGGGAGCUCGUCAGGGCCUUACAUUGUUCAAGAAGGGCAAGAGCCUCCCUUUGGAUUUCACAUAACUGAGCCAUUGCCACCACUUGUUUCUCCUGCUGCUAAUUGGCCUGAGAGUCCUCUCUUUCAACCAGCACCUACAACGCAACCACCUGUUGCAAGUAUUCAGCCCAGAAAUGCUCAUGAACAAGAUGUGAUGGAAAAUGCUCCCAUAGUUGUGAAUAGCCUUGAUCAGCAACAUUAUGGAGAUGGUGAUCUGUUUGAUCUCGUUUUCAAGCAAUCGGCUAAUAAGGGUCAGGAAGGAGGACCCCAUCAGGGAGUCAUUAGUUCCUCUCCUGGUACAGGCAUGAACAGUCCCAGCAAAGAAAUUCAGCGAAUUGAAAGUUCCGAUUCAUGUUAUCAACUAGAGGAUUUCGAUCCCUGGAUUGACGAGGACCUUGGCCAGGCAUGUUUGAGCCCCAUUUCUUCUUUGAAAUUUACAGUCGUUCGUUAA
Molecule: messenger RNA, 2094 nt
Organism: Rhodamnia argentea
Lineage: Eukaryota; Viridiplantae; Streptophyta; Magnoliopsida; Myrtales; Myrtaceae
Product: two-component response regulator ARR11-like
Exons: 7
Coding region: 1-2094 (697 amino acids)
Biological process (GO): cytokinin-activated signaling pathway; phosphorelay signal transduction system
Molecular function (GO): DNA binding
Source: RefSeq, a predicted model, not a curated record